Didymella exigua CBS 183.55 is the source of this 550-nucleotide messenger RNA. RefSeq lists its product as uncharacterized. The coding region runs from base 20 to 469 and encodes 149 amino acids. Lineage: Eukaryota; Fungi; Ascomycota; Dothideomycetes; Pleosporales; Didymellaceae. The record is from RefSeq and is a predicted model, not a curated record. Gene Ontology annotation, cellular component: cell wall. The transcript is spliced from 2 exons.
GCUGAACACAGGACUCAGUAUGGCCAUUCGGUACUUGAAUCCCUGUGGUCUCGACUCCUUCCACAUCCACAACCGUGCAACCGAAAUCGUCCUUCUCGUCGCCGGGAAAUCCCUCUACACUGGCUUCGUCCUCGAAGAUGGCUUCGACCAGCCCGUGCUCGCCACCAUCGGCCUGUACCAGGGUACCGUCCGGCCGCAAGGCUCGAUUCAAUACGAUUUCAACGACAACUGCGAGCCUGCUGUGUUCAUGGCUGCUCUGUCGAGUGGGGACCCUGGUGUCAGCCGCAUGAGUCAGAAUUUGUUUGUGGAGGACCCGGAGCUGCUCAGGGCUGGUCAGGGAUACCCAGAAUUCUUAAACAACGCCAAAACUACGGAGUUUUAUGGCAGCAUUACGGCAGCAUUCGCGCAGGGUAUGAAGGCGCGUUAUGAGAGGUGUGGAAUGAAGUGGAAUGGCACUACACAUGCUUGAAAAGAGGAUGUGUAUUUUGAUUAUUCAUUCUCUAUCAUUAUAAGCUCCAGAAUGAUAGGCUAGCAGAGUCUGAGCACAGAA